AUGAUCCUUUCACCAAGAACAAUUUUUACAUUCAAAAGACGAACAGUCUAUGAUGGAGAGCUGUCUCGGACCUUUUUGUCAUUUCGGGCUCGCGUGGUCGUUGCGCGGAGGACACGCCGUCGCAUCGACAUUCUCCCCCCACCUCGCCAAAAGAACGGGGUGCCUUUUCCAAUGCCACCACGUCAGCAAGAGCCGCUCUUCGACGAUGCAUACGCGCAAUACAAUAGCGACAGCUCGGACUUGGAGUCGUCGCUGAAUCCGUUUGGACCAUCUGACGGCGGGGGCAGUAGUCGGUGGCUUCGGUAUCAGGCGCCAGACGACAAAAGUCUCUAUGCGUUGGCCGGGCAGCUACAGCAUCCCACGUCAAUAUACGACCCUCUUCGACACAGCGACCAGCCACCACACCACUACUACGGCGGCGCUCUGGAUGGGCGCCUGUCGAGUCCCACUAGCGCAACGACUUCCGUAUCAGAAUAUGACCACGACUUUGGAGACGUUGGACGUGCACGAUACCAGCAUCAAGCUCCCAGCCACCAACACCCGUUCGCCCUCCGUAGCGAUUCAUAUUUCCCGGUCGACACACCUGACCCACGUCCUACCCCGCCGUUGUCCUUCCCAAUAUCGCAGUCGUCGUUACCGUUGCCGUUGCCUUCGGCAUUUUCGUCGGCAACCCAAAUGGAUGUUCCGGAUUACCACUACGAUCCGCGGGGGUUUACGUUGGGCAAUAUACGGCCUCCCACCACCUCGGGCGAGGUCGUCGCCUCUCAUAUGACGUCGGAUUCGUUGCAACAGCCAUCUGCCGUCGUCAUAGCAUGCCGGCCCUGUCGGGGUCGGAAGAUUAAGUGCGACUCGCUCCGGCCUAGUUGCAGCAACUGUAUUCGCCGACACACGCCAUGUAUAUAUGACGCGGCUCCCAAAAGGAGGGGACCUGACAAGCGUCCGGGUACCAGGAAGCGCUCGUGCAAACGCAAGGCAGUCCCAGCCGAAGACGCUAAGGAGACAGAGACCGACGACGACGCCAAGCCGCCCGCGAAACGCCAGCGUAAAGUGGGCGCAGAUUCGACCGCCAAGGCUGACUCUGACAUCAGAGAAAUAUUGACGGAGGAGUCCAAGACCGAGCUCCGGUCCAAGCACAAGGCGAAGGCCAAAGCGAAGGCUGCGCGAACGGCAGGCUCGCUUUCCGAUACCGCAGCAUCCCCCUCUUCCUCUCCCGUUGAGCCACGUAAUCACUCAUUUCCCAUUGCGCGCCCGCUCCAGAUAACGACGCAAUUCGUCCAGUCGAUACCUUCAACUUUAAAACACUCCCCCUUAUCUCUCGACGAAUCCACCCCCACCUCACUUGAAUCAAUGUUCUCGAUCCUUCCGCCUUCACAGCUGACUCUUCCGGGUGACCCUACUUCUGCACUCGCAUCCGGAUCCGGAUCCGACCGCCGACAAUGGUGGUCAAAUUUUCUUCAAGAAGUCAGCCUCAAUAAAAUCAGUGGCGACUUGACAUUUGUCUUCGGCGAUACAGGGCACUGGCUGUCCUUUCUUCACUUGCCUUCCCUGCUCCACGUAUUGUGGUCGUCUAACGAGCGACCGACGCUUCCGCCAGCGUUUAUCUUAUCAGCGCUGGCUUUGGCAGAGUUGAUGCGCUCCAGCGAGCUGGAACGCGGUGGCGCGGGAAGGGAUAGAGCAGCCCGACUCCGAGCAAGUGCACAGGCCGCUUUCGAUGCUGAUUUAGCCCAGCCUGAGGUGACUUUCAUGUUUAUAUCUGAUUUUAGGACUGAAAACGGCGAUCGUCAGGUUGAUUAUCGUCUCGCCGAAGCCGCUUUGAUCAUUGUCUUGUAUGAGUUUUGCGCGCACCCCUCGUUUCAUCGCGAUCGGAUGUAUACCGCUCUGCAGCAACUGGACGGACUUCUCCAUCGCCUCAACCUAUUUCAAGUUGAUUUCCAGAACACACACGUUUCGUUCUUCGAUCCUAUCAAGGUUCCACUCGUCAAGCUGCCGCUCCAGAGCGAGCUUCAGCAACAGUCGGCACGAUCAUACUCUUUGCAGCCUGAGCAAGAGCGACUCCCGCGACGAACUUGUCAGUGCAGCAGUGAGCCUGGAUCCCCGCCGCCAAACAACACGGUAUUCAAUCAUAUGGCCCCGCGCUGGUAUCCUGGGUGGUCGACCAGCGAAAUUCGAACAGAGGAGUGCAGAAGGCUGGUUUGGAGCUCGCUUGCCGCUGCGAGCACAUUCAUGGUGCAAUUUGCGGCACUGGAGAGCGACUACCCGCCUUUGCCCAUGGCAGAGUCGACAAGUUAUGCCCUCUUCUUUCCGACCGAAAUUGCCGAUCAAAUAUCACCGGCAUUUUCCCGUCCGGAUGGGCCGUCGCCGAAAGAGUCCAUCUGGGCUUUGCACUGUCGUAUCCUCCUGUUGUGGAACUUCUCACGGCGAGUUGCUAAAGCCUCUCUAUCGUCCGACGUAGAUCUGGACUCCGAUGCUCUGCACGAGUCCUGGAGCGAGGCGCAAGCAAUCGAAGACUCGUUGGAGCUGCAUGUGUGCAACUACGAUACGGGGAUCCUCUACAUGAGCCACGAGUUCGUGCACAACACGCGAAUGAAUGUGACACAGGCCUUGCGGCGUGUGCACGGCUUUUCCCGGUAUCAGUCGACGGCCCCGGGGUUGGGGUCCCUCUUCAACAACCGCAAGCAAGCUGCUGAAUGGGUGGAGUACCAAUCACAGGUCGUGAAGCGAGUCAAAUAUGCUAUCUACCAUGCACAUCGCCGAUCGCACGCACAACACAACCUGCUCACACGUCGUCCAUACGAAGUUUCCUGGUUUUUGAACCAACUCUCUGUCUGCGUACAAAUAUGGACCCAUGACAACACACUCUUGGAUGCCGUGUCCCUGGGCAAGGAUGUCCUGGCAAUUAUGGACGCGCUCAACUCAUGGUGGCCGUGCGAGGCCAACCGUAACCACACCGAAUUGCUGAGGAAACAACUGGUCCACGCUUGUUCCGUCACGGGGAUCGAGCCGCCGAACCUUCUGCCGUUAGGCUUAGAUACAAGUCUUAUACGGCUUUGA
Messenger RNA from Mycena indigotica, 3051 nucleotides. RefSeq names its product Zn(2)-C6 fungal-type domain-containing protein. The record is from RefSeq and is a predicted model, not a curated record. Bases 1 to 3051 code for a protein of 1016 amino acids. Gene Ontology annotation, cellular component: nucleus. Gene Ontology annotation, molecular function: zinc ion binding; DNA-binding transcription factor activity, RNA polymerase II-specific. The transcript is spliced from 14 exons. Gene Ontology annotation, biological process: regulation of DNA-templated transcription. NCBI's taxonomy places the organism in Eukaryota, Fungi, Basidiomycota, Agaricomycetes, Agaricales, Mycenaceae.